Molecule: messenger RNA, 702 nt
Organism: Megalops cyprinoides (Indo-Pacific tarpon)
Lineage: Eukaryota; Metazoa; Chordata; Actinopteri; Elopiformes; Megalopidae
Product: mesenteric estrogen-dependent adipogenesis protein-like
Exons: 5
Coding region: 64-702 (212 amino acids)
Source: RefSeq, a predicted model, not a curated record
AAAGCUCAGACAGCGUAACAUUCCUGUUGUUGGAGUUGUGAGGAAAGAGACUAUGAAAUAGUCAUGUCGGGUGACAAAGAUUCACAGUUUGUCAUUGACGUUAUUGAGCUGGAGGACUUUUUGAGGAACCCUCCUGAUGAUUUCACGGUGGAGGUCCGCGGGACGGGAUACAGAUUUGUUAAAUACGACUCCCACAGUUGUUGCGUGUUCAUAGACGAAAUCAAAAGUGCAAAAGGGAAAGUUAUCUUCCAGGAUUCACCAGGACGGGAAAUCAAAAUCCAUACCCUGAGAGAUUACAUGCACGUACGACGAAGCCUAACGUCGCAACGCAUUUGUGUCCUGGUCUCAGCUUACGAAGACAAUUCUGCAUGGUCAAAGAAGGCAGAGAAAGCAGCAAAAGUGCUUCAGCAGUACAUCGUGGUCAUCAACGGGAGUAACCCUGUUAUCAAGUGGGAGAUAGAGAGAGGACUGGACCAGACUAUAUCCUCUGUGGCUGGGGAGAGCUACACAGUGGAUAUCGACCUGAGUGAGGUGCUGCAGAACUGGAUGGGAGACAACUUUCACAUACUUGUGGACGGGCGGAAAGUGAAGCCAUUUUGGAAGGACACUUCCUUCGUCCUGAACUAUCACUCCGAUUCGCUGUUUGAUUUCCCAUACUGGCUCGGCUUCAGCAAACGCCAGUUCAAGAUUUGUGGAAGAUGA